Molecule: messenger RNA, 2495 nt
Organism: Exophiala viscosa
Lineage: Eukaryota; Fungi; Ascomycota; Eurotiomycetes; Chaetothyriales; Herpotrichiellaceae
Product: transport protein Avl9-domain-containing protein
Exons: 3
Coding region: 214-2232 (672 amino acids)
Cellular component (GO): cytoplasm
Source: RefSeq, a predicted model, not a curated record
ACCUGCCUGUCAGACCGAGACCGUUUCGGACGUCAAAAGAACGUCUAUCAUUGGGGUUGUUUACUCAAUUCCCACCGCCUCAACUCAGCCCUUUGAUUGUUUGUCUCAGCAACCACUUCUGUUUCUGACUUAUUGCUCUCGAACAUGAUAAGACCGGAUGUGCAAGCAUUCAUCUAGCGGCAAGACGGGCAUUCGACUCGAAGCGUCAUCACGAUGACCAGCAAUCCCAGCACCAUGGCGCCUCAAGUUGCGGUGGUCGACUUCCAUCAUGCUCGUGGCCCAGAAAUCGAAUUCUGGAUCGACCCAGUCGGGGAAGCGCUGUACAAACGCAAUGAUUGGGGACUAUUGCCAUUCAUGGCGCUCAGUGAUGGCGCGCACACCAUGACGGAGGAGUUUUCGUAUUUUACUUUACUUGAGAAGAAGCAACCUACUGCAACGGGUCCAGGGACGGGUUUUGGGACGUCGCUUUUUGGGAUUUCGUGUACGAGGCAGAUUCGCGCGGAUAAGUUGAAACACCGGUCGAUUGAUGUCACAAGGAGUACGGUGCAGAAAGCUGUGGUUGUGGUAAAUCCGACGGCGAGAGGGAUGGGUGAGUUGAGGGAGCGGGUUGGGGCUGUGACUGCAGCUUGGUUUGCGCAGGAAGACUUUUCAGACAUUUCGAUAUUGCAGGAGUUUCAAGACAGUCUUGCACGGUCGCCGGCUUCCCAUGAAGAUGGGAAGGAUCAUUACUUUGGCCUCUCGCUCCGAGAAAUGAUAUACGAGUUCCGACAUCAGACCCUGGCACUGUUCAAAUGUCUACUGUUGCAGCGCAAGAUGCUCUUCUUCGGAUCCAAAUGCGAGCGAUUAUGCAUGAUGCAGUUUGCACUCAUCUCGCUUAUUCCAGGAUUGAUCAGAAAUCUGCAGGACGCCGCGGACCCCACGUUGGACUCCUACGCCCAGAACGCCCAGAGAGCCGCGACACUGAAGACAAGUGAUCGGGCUUCAUUACUAUCAUACAUGGGACUGCCUUUACAAAUAUUCGGCAAGGGCUCUUUCUUCGGCCCGUACACACCCCUUCAGCAAUUGGACAUCCUCGCCGACUACGACACAAAGUCAUACGUGGUCGGGUCAACGAACAGUCUUCUCCUCCAACAGAAAGAGCGAUACAGCGACAUCUUGAUCAAUCUCGACGAAUCGAACAGUAUCACAAUCAGCUCGCCUUCGCUGCGAACGGCUUUGGCACUGUCGGCCGCCGACAGACGCUGGAUGGACUUUCUCACACAAACCGUCCUGGACACCUGGGACCCCGAGAACCCUAGCAGGCCGAAGAACAUGGGCUACGCAGGGUCCGAGGAUGCAAUCCGCCUGCAAUUCGAAGAGUACAUCCUCAGCUUGCUAAGCAGCAUGGCGUACCAGGUAUACCACGAGUCAAUAGUCGAGACAGGGGGCGUGGCGGGCAGCGUCGCCAACACAGAGCACUACCCCGACCCAGGCGACACAGCGACGGAUUUCAACCCAGAGUUUCUCGCGAUAUGGCGAUCAACGCACAAUUUCGAGCUCUUCGACCGGUUGGCCCGUGACAACCGCAUCUUCGACAUCAUUGAGCCGCGCCAUCCAACUGGUGGGGGGUUGAGUGUCGAGGAUGUGCAGAGGAGAUUACAGCAGAAUCUUGCGGACUUGCAUCUCGAUGACCGUGUCAGAGAAGGAAGAGAACAGCUCGGCAAGACGAUUGCCGUCGGUCGCGAGCGCAUGGCCAAGUUCUGGGCGGACAUGGAGAAGGCGAGAGAGAACAGACUCGCUGCGGCAGCGGCGAGACAGUCGUCGUCAGAGAGUCAUUCGCGUAGCGAGAGUCAAGUGAGGAGUACGAAUAGUCUGGAUAAGGAGAAUGACCCGCGGCUGUCUGCCGAUCAGGGUGUGCCGGGCGAGGUGAGAAACGAUGGAAGUCAUCAAGGCAUUGCGGAGGGUGGUGCGCGUCCGACAGGGGCUUGGACAACGGCUCUCCGGGAUCGUGCGGCGAAAGUACAGUUCCAGAAACCCAACGUCGAUACAGCGCAGUUGCAGGCCUCAGCGCGGGAGAACGCCGCGAAAGCUGGCGCGUAUCUAAGUAGUUGGGGGACUUGGGCGAGAGAUCGGAUGCAGCAGCAGCAACAACAACAACAGCAAGGACGAGGGGCGACUGAUAGUGGAGCCGCGACCGCGACGGGCACGGGCACGAGCACAGGGACAGGGACAGGAACAGGAACAGGAUCGUGAUCUAUAAUGAGGUCGAAUUCGUUGCUUCUUCAUUGGCUUGCGCAUGAUUUGGCUAGAGGAGGAUGCCUCAGCGAGCAGUGACGCUUUGAAGGCGUCUACUUGUCAUUCUGGUAGUUUUUGGCAAAGCGUUUGACCAGAGGACUGAUAGAAUCUCAAUAAAGACGUGACAGUCCAAUAGACCUUCGUCUGCGUCUGGUCUCAAGAACAGCCUCCGACGCAUUGCAUUGCCAACGUGUUACAGCAAACGGACGAGGUAAAUGACU